AAUCAUAUAAAAGAGAGGAUUUUUUUGUAACGUGCACUAUUCGAGAACAAAUCAAAAUGGAUUCAAGAUUAAUGGUUCUAGUUACGGUCUUUGCUGCCGCCGUUGCUUCCAGUGAAUCGAAAAGUUCAGGAGAAUUGAUUAUUCAUGCCACAACCAAUACGUCAGUACCAUCAAUUGAGUAUGUAGUGGAUGCGGUAGAGUUAUUGAAAGUGGCGUAUGAAAUUUAUCCAGAUGAUGAAGGUAGAGCAGAAGCUUAUUUGCAGUUAUAUGAAAAUAAGCAUAACGAAACUCAAUGGAACGUUGUCACCUGUUACAAAGUUAUCAAAUUGAACGCAAAACAUUUUGUGGAGUUGCAAGUCUCAGGAGGAGGAAAAAGUAAGGAGAAAUCUGAUAAAGAAAAAACGGAUUGUUUGGUUAUGCUAUUCUCUGUUUAAUUAUUGGAUGUUUAUGAAAAUUUAUUUAUUUUAAGUAAUUUUAGGCAGAUAUGAAAUAAUAAAUAUUUUAUUUUUA
Aethina tumida (small hive beetle) is the source of this 510-nucleotide messenger RNA. RefSeq lists its product as uncharacterized. The coding region runs from base 57 to 434 and encodes 125 amino acids. Lineage: Eukaryota; Metazoa; Arthropoda; Insecta; Coleoptera; Nitidulidae. The record is from RefSeq and is a predicted model, not a curated record. The transcript has 2 exons.